UUCUGUUCGUAACUGUUCGUUCUACAGACGCCAUAAGUGAAAAGUAAUUUUGUGUAAUAGAAUAAAAUUUAUAACGUCUGCUAUGGAAAUAAGCAUUUGAGAAGAACAUAUAAUGAACACAACUUUAAAUCCUGUCACGUCUCAAGCAAGUUCAGCAACUCCUAAUAAACCAAUGCAUCCCCAGGGGGCUCCAGUAUCAUACGGACAGCCUUCAGGGCCUAUAACUCAAAACCCUUAUCCAAAUACUAAUAUGGCACAUAAUCAUCCGCCAUCUCAACAGAACCAUUACUCGCUUGGUGGUAGUUCUCCUUUUAAUAUGGGUGCUAUCCCAGCUAGUAACCACCCUUUGGCUAACAAUCAGUCAUCCAGUGGUCAGGUUUACAAUGCACCAAAAAAUGUUUCAUAUUCAAGUGGGUUUCAAAAUGCACAAAACCAAAACACAUUACCUCCUGUUGUCCAAACAUUACCAGCUACAAAUCCAACAGCCUCUACUCCACAAGGUGUACCCUCCUCACAAAAUUUAUCGAAUUCCAAUUCCAACUCAAAUUCCACUGUACAAGGUAAAGAACCUUCAGUAGAAAAGGAAAGGCCUCAGUCUAAUGGUACCACAGAAGAAGAACCAUCAAGAUCAGUGGAAGAAAAACCAGAACCUCAGGAAAAUCAUGUGAUACCUGAAUCUUCAAACACAACUGAAACCUCUGAAGUACAAGAACCCCCAAGGGAACCUCCACAAGAAACACCUGAAGAAUUAACAACUGAAAAACCCAAAUCUCCCGAGCCAACACAGCAAGAAGCUGAAACAGCUCAACAAUCCUCGGAAGACAAAGUAGAAGAAGCUGCAUCAGUUUCACCUUCAGUAUCAGAUUCUGUUCAAGAUGCAGAGUCAAUUCCAGAUCCUGCACAGGCCCCAUCACCAUCAAUAGCAGAACCUGCUGAAUCUGUAACUAGACCAAUUACCCCUCCCACUUCAGUAACUGAACCCGCAAAAUCUGCCACCCCUGUCACGCCACAGAAAGAAACACCUGAUCCUGAAACAGUUCAAAGUGAUAAAGUUGCAGAAGAAUCAGAAAAAGCAAAAGAUGCUCCAGAAAUAGAUCCAUUAGCUGAUCCUCUUGAAACAGCAGCUGCUGAUAAAUCUGCACAAGAAAAAGAUGAAGUUGAAGCUGAAAACAAAGAAGAAAGUGAAGAUAAUGAAGGAGAGGAUCAGUUGAAUGAAGAGGCAACAGAAGCUGAAAAUGUCCAAAAAGAUGAAGAUCCACUUGCUAAAACUCCACCAAAAACACCGGCAAGAAAAACAAAGGCUGUCAAGCAAGAAGCCAAAACGGAAACGAAAACUCCACAAAAAUCACCUGCCACUGGAAAAACAAAAAGACAAAGAAUGAUGACGCAGCACUACCAAAGCCCCUUACCUGAAAUUGAAAUUAUAACAAAAAUUAGCUCGUCCACACCUCGAAGUAAAAAUAAUGACGAUAAACUUAUUUAUUUCUAUAAAAACGAAUUCCUUGCUGUUAGAAACUCAGAGGGGGGUUUCUAUUUGUGCCAGGCAAUACAAAACGUAUACAAAUCUUCGUCGAAGAUAAAAAUUCGUUGGCUAUCUCAAGACAAAAAUGAUAAAAGUGGGGAGAUAUACACUCCUGACUUUUAUGAUUUGACAGAUUUCGACUGCAUUUUAACUAGUUUAGAUUUGACGAAAGUUGGUAAGGGAAGAUAUAAAUUAAAACCUAAGGAAAAGGAGAGAACCGACAGCAUUUUGAAAAGAUGUUUGGCUGUUGAAAAGGGAGAAAUUUCUCAACCUUCAGUAUCUGAGGAACAUCCCGAUGGUCUGGACUUAUCUUUAUAUAAAGAUGAAGAACAAUUAGUGAAAAAGAAGUCUCCUGUAAAACGCAAAGCUCCACCAAGAUCAGAGUCGCCUAAAAAAGAAACUCCAACCAAGAAAACUCCAGAAACACCGAAAGUUCGAAAGGUCGAACCGAAACCGUCGAGAACCACCACGCCGGCAAAGAAACAAACACCUGCUAAAAAGAUCCCUGAACCCAAAAAGACGCCGGCAUCGAGCAGGUCAGCUAGGGGGAAGAGAAAAAGUGAACCAAAAACUAGCCCUGUGGUGGAUCAGAAAAAGGCCAAGGUAUUAGCCAAAAUUGGAAGGAAGUCCGCUGUUUCUUCAAGUAGCCCGAAGCCUCAGCCUCAAAGUACUCCUAAAAGUGCAAAAUCCCCCAAACCUACCCCUUCUACUUCAAAAGCCACAAAACCAGCACCAGCAAGUUCUAAGCCACCACCACGAAAAACUAAGAGGUCAACCAGAAAGUAAAUUAAUUUUUCUUUUCAGAUGAUGUGUAUAUUUUUUAUUUUUUUUUUGAAAUUACAUUUUUUAUGGAUUACUUAACCAUAUAACAAGUAGAUGCAUAUCAUGAGGUUUUUCAAAAAGUUAUGAUAUGUGUUUCAAAAAAUAUUUGAAUAAUGGAUCCAAGUACUACAGAGUAUUGAAAGAAAAAUUAGUAUUUCAAAAAAGGCCUUAUGAUCUUCCUAAAAAAUAUAGUUCAAAUUUUCAUUAUGAAAUGUGUAAGAGGGUCCGUUUUUCAAAAUGUUGCAAUGUUUAUAGUUACAUAUACUUAUAUAAUGGCCAUUACACGGAAGGGAGUCUAUUUUACAUUUUGUUUUGUGUACAGUAGAUUUCUCGAUUAUGAAAGAAUUUUAGGAAUAUUGUUUAAUAAGGAAAGUGUAAUAGAUUAGUGUUAAAAAAAUAUGAGAGUUUUUUCAGUUUUUAAACCAUUUAUGUAUAAUAUAAGUUUGUCGUCGUCGCUUUAAAAACGUCUAUUGACAAUUUGACAAUUGAACAUACUUACUACGUUUAAAAAGGAUAAAGGACUUUCCCUACAACACUUUUAGUUGCUUUUAUUACUUUACGUUUAAUACACUCAACUUGCAUUUGGUUCUUCAUUUUUAUCCCUGUAUGGAAUACUUGGAAUUUAAGAAGCGACUAACAGGAUAAUAUGAAAUUUAGAUCAGUCAUUUAACAUCGUUUAGAUCUGCUUUUAAGUUUCCUACAUUUCCAUAUUUGAAACAACUCAUUUAAUGAAUUUAUAACUUGCUGUGAUGUCUCGUACUUAUAUAUUUAGUAAUGUAUUUAAUUUUUAUUAUUUAUUUAGUAUGAAGUAUCUUUUUCCUGGAAAAUAGAUAGGUUAAUCCUACUUGUUCCGUCACAAUUCUUUUAAUUAUAGUUUUCUAGUAAAAUAUUCAUCCACUUCAUUUACUUCUUCCACUAUUGAAUUUUCCAGGUCACUAAAUGUACCACAGAAGUCAUCUAUAAAACGUUCUAAUACUAACGCCAAUAGCACUAACGCCAAUUUAUUAUUCAUUUGUAUUAAUAUACUAUCAUUAAUGAACAUUACACAAUGAACAAAAUUGAACAAAUUUAAUUUGGCGAAAAGUUGAUAUUUCUGUUUGUUUUAUUUUUUCUUUCUUUCUGUGUAUUUAUAAUUUCUGGUUGUCCUAUAAAUCUAAUUUCUCGAAUUAUUAGACUUCGUCAAUUCUCUACAAUAGAGGUAUGAGUGUUUGUCAAGGAUGUGACUUUCGGUAAAGGGUAUACACACCUGGUUUCUGGGAAAUACUCUAUAACAACAGAAUGAACUUUGUUUUAAUUUGAGUUAUCAGCUGCUCUGUUGAAAUUUAUGUAUCUAUCUAUAUACUUAUUUACUUUUACACAUUUCAUCAAGCAGUGUUCCAAUGCCGUUACCCUCUAUAUGUUCCUAACGAAGUGCUGUCAAGUACUUAUCUACAUUCGUAUUGGCUUCUUGAUUGAACGAAGAACGUCUUCAGUUUUGAGAAUAGAAAGAACUCGGAAAAUUUCAAAUCUGGGAAAUAGGGUGGAUAUUCUAGGGCUUCAUAGUACAGAUCCCUAAAUUUCCUCAUUGCCAAAACACUUUUGUGGAAAUGUGCGCUGACCUAAUGGAAAAGAUCUUUUUCUUCUUUGUAAGUCAUCUCAGAUUUCACGAAUGCAUGCGUCCAAAAUACUGUUACCUUGAACUUUCCCACCUUUGGCACAGUCGAUGCCUUUUCUGUAUUGAAGAAUCAAUUCUUAUCUACUUUUGUAAACGUAUUGACACGAAUAGACAUUUUUGUUUUCCUUAAUUAAAAUUUACCAAUCACGUUUCGGAAAGUGUCGUGUGAAGCCAUUUUUCAUCAUAAACAAAGCUUUUUCAUAUUCAAUUACUAGUGCAAGAUGUUGUAUUCGUACGAAAUCCUUAACGCUUUCAUGCAUCUUAUAUUGCUGAGUUUUUAAAACUAUGCAGUUUGUCAAGAAUUUCCAUUGUAAUUGCAGUCAUCCUUUAAAAAGUGCCCACUCGUAUUAAAUCUAUUAACACCUACUCUUAUAAAGAAUGUUAGCAUUAAAUGAUACUCUAUUUAUCGAAACGUUUUUUCGAGAAGUAACUUUUUUAAAUUGCAGAUGAUUGUCAAAAAUAAUGACAACAAAUAUGUAUAACAUAUUUCUGUUCUAUUAAAUUUGUUGACUUUUUGGCAAAAAAGUUUUUUUUUUAAUUAUUUGGUCCAUAUAUGGUUAAAUAAUAGAAAAUUAACAAAAAUUUGCUGAUUAUUUAUAAAUCUGAACAAUUAAAUGAGCAACUCAGUCCUAAUAUUGAUUAAACAAAUUUGGAAAAGAAACUGUAGUUUAUGAAAUAUUUAAUACCCAUAUUUUUAAAAAACCUAACAAAAAUACUGAAAUCGUGUUUGGCUAAUGUUUACUCACAUCGAAUGAACGAAUAAUAAAUACUGUUUUAAGUCCCAUGUAAGUAAGAUUUCAAUUUUUAAUAACAAAUAAACUCGGAAACAAAUGGUUUAUGAAAUUUGGAAUAAAACUUUCAUAUUUGUCAAUUUUAAUUGUUGGAGUAACUAUAAUGUACAAUAUUGUUGCAGUGCUGAAACUGAUACAAGAAACAGAUAUUAAACAGUACGCCUAUAAGCAGGUAUAUUUUUUGUUGGUUAUUUUUCGUGUUUUUAGAAAGUUACAAGCGAACCAAAACACAUUAAUUUUGAAAUGCAAAGAGUAUGUCUUUAUUAUUUUAGUGUAUAUUUAUUCAUAACCGAUUGACAAUUUCAUUGAAACUAUUUUAUUAUAGAUUCCAAUGACUUCAUAACGCACUUUGGAAUCCAAGUUAGCUAAUUGACAUAUGACUUUAAUAUUUUAUGUCAAAAUUGAUGGUAGUUAUAUAAGAAUGUCAGUUUAUCUAAUAAAGUAUGGAAAAUAUUCGUUUCGUAUUGAAUAAAACAUUCUUUAAAUUUUAGAAUUGAAGAAAACUAAGAUUUAAUAUAGUAUUGAUUGAUUACAUUAUUCGUGUAGUAAACAUUUACUAUUCAUUUUUGUGAAUAUUUCAUGACACAUGUAAAAAUAAAAAUAAAGUUAUUUUU
Molecule: messenger RNA, 5403 nt
Organism: Diabrotica balteata
Lineage: Eukaryota; Metazoa; Arthropoda; Insecta; Coleoptera; Chrysomelidae
Source: the annotation of a GenBank genome assembly